This is a messenger RNA of Thermothelomyces thermophilus ATCC 42464, 630 nucleotides long. RefSeq lists its product as uncharacterized. The record is from RefSeq and is a predicted model, not a curated record. The transcript has 2 exons. Bases 1 to 630 code for a protein of 209 amino acids. Lineage: Eukaryota; Fungi; Ascomycota; Sordariomycetes; Sordariales; Chaetomiaceae.
AUGGACAAGAGAUUGCAAGGCAGCGACGGCUACCUGAAGCAUGGAGGGGAGAGGAGUCGGUGGCUGAAAGCCGAGUCGAGGCAAGAAGGUCGAAUGUUGCUUGCAGCUCUCCUCGAAGAAGACAAUGGCUCAGUUCCGAGUCCCCUGAAAUUCCUCGCCCUUGCAGCAAUGGGCGUCUCGUCAUCGAGCUUCUUCCGCCCUCCAGUAUGCUCACCAGCUCAGUACCUGCAUGUGAACACUAUCAAGGUGCACGCAGGGCGGUGGUACUACAAGGGCGGGGAUCCCCCUGUGCGCAUCUGCAAACCGGCCGCCCCCGAGAAGCGGCCGAGCAGAGCAUCAGCACUGGCGAGUACCGACCCUCACUACGGCGGCAGACCAGGGCGAGGCAGGGAAAUGAAUGCGCCGUCGGUCAACAGGCCGGACUCUCAGAUGCCGCACCGUAUCAUCCCGUGGCACCGCGUACAUACCAUCGGCCGCGGCCCGGGGGGUUCCAUCGUCAGCGCUGCCCCGUCUAUGAUGUUGAGUCGAGGUGUCUGGAACCGGCCGAUUCCCAUUCCCCAUCGCUCCAUGACAUCAGGCCAGACCAGAUCCGCUCAAAUCAGGUCACCAGCGGCCGGUGUCGGGGCGUGA